Elgaria multicarinata webbii is the source of this 2131-nucleotide messenger RNA. RefSeq names its product purine nucleoside phosphorylase (gene PNP). Gene Ontology annotation, biological process: nucleoside metabolic process. Gene Ontology annotation, cellular component: cytoplasm. The record is from RefSeq and is a predicted model, not a curated record. The transcript has 6 exons. Gene Ontology annotation, molecular function: purine-nucleoside phosphorylase activity. NCBI's taxonomy places the organism in Eukaryota, Metazoa, Chordata, Lepidosauria, Squamata, Anguidae. The coding region runs from base 16 to 1128 and encodes 370 amino acids.
GAGCGGUCCACGGCGAUGACGAUGGAACCCGGCGUCGCCGUGGCAACCUUUGUUGCCGGCGGAGGAGGCCUGCCAUUGGCUAGCGCGGCCGUGACGACACGGCUCCCUCUCUUUCGGAGGGCCGGUAAAGCGCUGUGCCUCCCGCAGCCCAGCGCGAUUCGCUCGAGAAAAGAUCCGGCCGGCAGGAGAAGGAAAAAAGCAGAGAGGGAGAAGCUCACCACCGACCUUGCGGGGGAAAAAUCGGACAUGGCGAGCCACGGAGAAAAGAGGUACACAUAUGAGGACUGCAAGGGGACGUCAGACUGGCUACUGGGCAACACCAAGCACCGGCCCAGGGUGGCCAUCAUCUGCGGCUCGGGCCUUGGAGGGCUGGCUGACCUCCUCAAGGACCAAGUCGCAUUUGACUAUACCAAGAUCCCCAACUUCCCCCAGAGCACAGUUGUAGGCCAUGCCGGAAGACUGGUGUUUGGGAACCUCAGCGGGACGCCCUGUGUGGUGAUGCAGGGCCGCUUCCACAUGUACGAAGGCUACCCGCUCUGGAAGGUGACCUUCCCAGUUCGGAUCUUCCAUCUGCUUGGCGUGGAAACUCUCAUUGUCACCAACGCAGCCGGGGGGCUCAACCCCGAGUACAACGUGGGGGACAUCAUGGUGAUCCGUGACCACAUCAACAUGCCCGGCUUUUCUGGCGAGAACCCCCUGGUGGGGCCGAAUGACGAGAGAUUUGGGGCACGUUUCCCAGCCAUGUCGGAUGCCUACAACGAAGACCUGAGGAAACUGGCGCACACGGUGGCGUUGGAGAUGGGCUCCACUGGCUGUGUGCGCGAGGGAGUCUACUGCUCCGUGGGAGGCCCCAACUAUGAGACCAUUGCUGAAUGCCGCUUCCUGCAGCGACUGGGCGCGGAUGCUGUAGGCAUGAGCACCGUUCCAGAGGUGAUUGUGGCGCGCCACUGUGGCAUGCGUGUCUUUGGCUUCUCGCUCAUCACAAACAAGGCCAUCCUGGACUAUGAGAGCAAGGAGAAGGCCAACCACGCCGAGGUGCUGGAGGCCAGCCGCCAGAGCGCCCGCACCCUCGAGAAAAUGGUCUCCUUGAUGGUGCAGCGCAUCGAGCACAACAACAACUUGGCCUAGCGCCCUGUCCGGGCUGGCUUGCCGCGGAUCUUUGGCUGGUUGUGCCGUCUCUCCGCCGCUAAGGAUUGUUCACGCAUUCCCCGGCAAAAAGCGCACGUUGACUUUUCCAUCCAUUCCCCCGAAAUAUUCCUCCUCGUCAGAUCCUGCUGCUAGGUUGUCUGUUGUCGGACGGUGUCCCGGAUUUGAGUCCUGCUGCAGUGCCCGGUGGUCUCUGGCCACUGAUGGAUUGUCCCUCUAUGCCUGCGUUUGCUCUCUAGCCUCUGAUGCCGUGUCUGUCCAUCUGUCAGUGAGUGUGUGGGCUUCUCCGUCGGUUUCAGAACCUCGCUUCUGCCUGUAGCUUUUCACGUCUCUCUCUUGUCUCUCUCCGUAAUCCGUGCCAGGGCCAUGUAGGUGGCUGUCAAGGUCAUGUAGGCCUCUGACAACUCACUUUUCCAUGGCUGUUUAGCUGUGAAAAGUUUGGGAUGCAGAGAAUGCGUUCCUCACACUCGGAAGGCCUCCGCUUCCCGUUUCAAAGUGCCCACGCUCUCGUCCACAGGGUCACGCUGGCAAAUGCAUUUCUGCUGUUCUGCUUGUUUGUUCUCAAAGGCAAGGAUUCAGUCUCCCUAAUCAUAGUGGUUGAGCUGGACCUCAAAGGUCAUCUAUUCCACCCUGGAUGCUAAUGUGUCUGCAUUGCCUUGAGCAUCAUUUGCAUGACCUCUUGCAAUCGCCAUGUUCACCCAACACACCAAGAUUUGGCCUCUGGUCUUUGGCAUAAUAUCUGUGUCCCCUUCAUGGGGGAUCUACAUCUUGUCCCCUUUGUCUAUUUCAGAUGCCUUGUUAAUCUCUCUUCCUCUCCUCGGCCUUCCAUUCUUCACCUGUUCAUUGAACACUUUAGGGGAACAAAUCUCAUGUUGUAAUGCAAAUACACAGGCACCCGAUGAGGGGCUAACACAUGUGUCUGGAUCCACUUCAAACAGGGAGCUUACGUGAUUUAAUGCCCACUCUAUACAAGAUUUUUUUUUAA